Messenger RNA from Penicillium waksmanii, 1173 nucleotides. RefSeq names its product LipA and NB-ARC domain protein. The record is from RefSeq and is a predicted model, not a curated record. Gene Ontology annotation, molecular function: protein binding. The transcript has 2 exons. Lineage: Eukaryota; Fungi; Ascomycota; Eurotiomycetes; Eurotiales; Aspergillaceae. The coding region runs from base 1 to 1173 and encodes 390 amino acids.
AUGGGGAUCGAUCCACUUGAUGUCCGCCCCCCCCGCGUAAUCCAAUAUGCCGAGCUGAAAAACAAAGGAAAUUGGGACCAGGCUCGGGAUGUCAAGAACGAUAUCUUCCAAGAGCAUUUCACACUGUCUGCCAGCUAUAAUCUAGCAGAGAUAGAAUUAGAAGGCACCUUCCUUGACAAGGCAACAGAGUGGUGCCAAUGGGUGUCCGAUGGUACUCAGCGAGUGUUUGGAACAAGACAUGUACUCUCGAUGAAGACAGAAAGCCUCAUGGCGGAGAUCAUGUGCCAGCGCGGACAAUACCAGGAGGCUGAAUCUAUGUGUGCAAAUGUCCUCGCUCGCCAACAGAUGAAUAUUGGCGAGGAUCAUUUAGAUACCUUGACUACGCGAAGGCGCCUGGCUAUGGCCUAUAAUGCACUCAGCAGGAGGGAAAAUGCUAUUGCGACCGCAGAGAAACUCGCCGACAGCUAUAAGCGCUUGCUUGGAGACAACCAUGUCCUCUUUUUUGUAGCGGCUCUCGACAUGCUAGAGUAUGCCAUCUACAACCAUGGUGAUAACGGGGUAAACACAAAAAAAAUAUACCGACCCGAUGUCAAACGAGCAUUUGAGAUUAUCCCAACUGUUCAUGAAGAACUUCUCGCAGGGCUCGGUCGCAUACAUCCACUCACCAUCCGAGCCCUCUGUCUACAUGGCCGAGGCCUUAUCUGCGUGCAGGAGAAAAUGGAAGCGUCCGAAACUCUUCGUCGAGCACUCGCGGUUUCAGAGGAAGCUCUCGGACCAGACCACCCACUAACCAUGGAUAUCGUUGGAAACAUCGCUGUGAUGUAUGCGCUGCAAGCUCCUCAGUAUUAUGUUGGGUCCAGUCCUCCAUCCGAGGCCCUUCCGUGGUUAAAACAGUAUGUGGAGUGGGUCGAGCGGCGGCGAGGCAUUCAGAAUCCGGAGACCCUCGCGACUUUGGAGAUGUUGGCCAACCUUCAAUUUGUUGCGAAGGAGUACGAAUCAGCUCAGAAAUACUUUGAGCGGGCCAUGGCCUCCUGUCGAGGCAAUAACCCGGCGGCCGAGAAACGCAUCGAUAACCUCUUACAACUUUGUCGUGCAAAUACCAUGUGGACCACUGGUAAUCGGCGCUCGGGCAUGGAGGGGAUUCUGUCGGCUUUCCAGCGGCAGCGAUUCUAG